Messenger RNA from Gossypium raimondii (Peruvian cotton), 1886 nucleotides. RefSeq names its product protein NODULATION SIGNALING PATHWAY 2. The transcript has a single exon. Gene Ontology annotation, biological process: regulation of DNA-templated transcription. Gene Ontology annotation, cellular component: nucleus. Gene Ontology annotation, molecular function: DNA-binding transcription factor activity; sequence-specific DNA binding. The coding region runs from base 170 to 1624 and encodes 484 amino acids. The record is from RefSeq and is a predicted model, not a curated record. NCBI's taxonomy places the organism in Eukaryota, Viridiplantae, Streptophyta, Magnoliopsida, Malvales, Malvaceae.
UCCCAUCUUAGUCCAUAAUUCCCUCACUCAUUGAACUUCCUACCCUUCCUGUCUCUUGUUCCAGCUCUUUUCCUCUCUCAACCCCCCCUUUUUUAAACCCCAAAAAUUAGACACUCUUCACAUAAAUCUGACACACUCAAAGUCCUUAAUCUAGUAACCAGCCACGGCAAUGGCCACUGACAACGCCUUCGAGGUCGACUUCUAUAGUAACAGCACCACUACGUCCAUCACUGACGACAGCCCUGCCUGUACUUGGAACCACUGGGGAUCCCCUGUUGUUGAUUGGGAUUCGUUUUCAAGCGACCCAGAUGACUUUCAAGACCUCAUUGAGUCCAUGAUGGAUGAUGGAACUGGGUUUGAGCUAGCUCGAGUCGCACAUGAAACUAGUAACUCAGUCUCCACUGAUACCAUGGUUGUCGAUGAAGAAACCAACGGUGAUGAGGAUUCCAAGGGGUUGAGGUUGAUUCAUCUGUUGAUGGCCGCUGCUGAAGCGCUAGCGGGGGAUAACAAGAGCCGUGAACUGGCUCGAGUGAUAUUGGUUCGGCUCAAGGAGUUGGUUUCCCACAAUGAUGGAACCAACAUGGAAAGGUUAGCUGCCUAUUUUACCGAGGCCUUACACGGUUUACUUGAAGGCUCCGGUGGUGGCCACGGGAAGCAUUUAAUAACCAAUGGACCGCACCACCACGGUGAUGAGCAUCAUCAUACUGACAUGCUCGCAGCUUUUCAGCUGUUGCAAGACAUGUCCCCGUAUGUUAAAUUUGGUCACUUUACGGCCAAUCAAGCAAUCCUGGAAGCAACUACUCAUGAUAGGAGGAUCCACAUAGUAGACUAUGAUGUCAUGGAAGGGAUCCAAUGGGCGUCUUUGAUGCAAGCCUUGGUGUCUAGGAAAGACGGACCACAAGCCCCGCAUCUUAGGAUCACGGCUAUAUCGAGAACUGGAAGUGGCCGACGAUCGAUCGGGACCAUUCAAGAGACCGGUCGAAGAUUGGUUGCAUUUGCAGCCUCCAUUGGGCAACCCUUUUCUUUCCAUCAGUGUAGGCUGGACUCUGAUGAAACGUUUAGACCCUCAGCUUUGAAAUUAGUUAGAGGAGAGGCGUUGAUCAUCAAUUGUAUGUUGCACUUGCCUCACUUUAGCUAUCGAGCACCUGAUUCAGUCGCUUCGUUUUUAUCCGGGGCAAAGACCCUAAACCCACGUCUAGUGACCCUGGUGGAAGAAGAAGUCGGACCCAUUGGAGAUGGAGGGUUUGUGGGGCAAUUCAUGGACUCAUUGCACCAUUACUCCGCCGUCUACGACUCUCUAGAAGCCGGAUUCCCUAUGCAAAACCGUGCUCGGGCCUUGGUCGAAAGAGUAUUUCUAGGGCCACGAAUAGCUGGAUCAUUGGCCAGGAUUUAUCGAACUGGAGGAGAGGAAGAAAGCUGUGGUUGGUCAAAAUGGUUAGCUACCAUGGGAUUCAAGCCUGUUAACAUCAGCUUUGCCAAUCAUUGUCAAGCAAAAUUACUGCUGGGCUUAUUCAAUGAUGGAUACAGAGUGGAGGAGUUGGCCAACAAUAGGCUCGUUUUAGGAUGGAAAUCCAGGCGUUUGCUAUCAGCUUCCAUUUGGACUUCCCCACACAGUGAUUUGUAGAAAAAAAUAAGCUGUCUUUUUCUUUCUCUUUCACCCCCAUGGCAUCGGUUUAAAUUUUUAGCCCUUUUCAACAAAAAUAUUAGACCAGCUUUAGUUAAGGAAUAAGCAAAUCCCAAAAGUUUGUUCAUAAUCCAUUGGUUUUAAGCUAAUGCGGCUAUUUGUAAGAACAUGAGCUAGUUUGUUGUCUUAUUUGUUGUGUGUGCAUGUUUAAAAAUGAAAAUAAAAAGUGGGUGAGGGAGAAGGUACAAAUAUUUGUUGGCUA